This is a messenger RNA of Helicoverpa armigera (cotton bollworm), 1321 nucleotides long. RefSeq names its product lipase 3. The coding region runs from base 28 to 1320 and encodes 430 amino acids. Gene Ontology annotation, molecular function: hydrolase activity, acting on ester bonds. The transcript has 8 exons. The record is from RefSeq and is a predicted model, not a curated record. NCBI's taxonomy places the organism in Eukaryota, Metazoa, Arthropoda, Insecta, Lepidoptera, Noctuidae. Gene Ontology annotation, biological process: lipid metabolic process.
AGGGACGGCCGAGUUUCGAGUGUUGAGAUGAGAACUGGCCGCGAACGAGCGCUAUUUGAAAUUAGAACAUUGUUUUUUUUUAUAAAACGGCCUUUUUUAAAUUUAGUGCAGUGUCAAGUAUUAGAAAUGAGUUUUGUAUACAAAUUAUGUUUGGUCUUGGUUUUCGGUGUUUUCUGUGAAGCGGAGUUGCGGAAGGAAGCUUACAUGACAGUUCCAAGCCUGAUCAAAGCAGCAGGCUACCCCGUAGAGAAGCACCGAGUGACCACCCCCGAUGGCUAUGUGCUGCAGAUGCACAGGAUCCCGGCCGGGAGACGGUCUGCGAGGCGCACGGGAGACCUUAACGCGAAGGGGAAGAAGGCCAUCUUGAUAAUACACGGCCUCCUUGGAGGGAGCAGUGAUUUCGUCAUCAUGGGCCCUGAGAGAAGUCUUUCGUACCUUCUAGCAGACGCAGGGUACGAUGUGUGGCUCGGUAAUCUAAGAGGCACAGUGUACUCCACUCACACGAAUCUUACUAAAAAUGAUCCCAAAUUCUGGGAUUUCAGUUUCCACGAGCACGGUAAAUACGACCUGCCAGCGAUGAUCGACCGCGUCUUGAACAUCACGGGACUGGACAAGAUCAUGCUGGUUGGCUACUCCAUGGGCACCACCAGUUCCUUCAUCAUGUUCUCCCAGAGACCAGAGUAUAACGACAAGCUGAUCGCCUUCGUGGCAUUAGCCCCGGCUGUGUACAUGGACAAUAUGAAGCUCAUUGCCAAUUUAGCGCUUAAUACUUUAGAUAUAGUGAACGUGAUGCGAGCUCGAGGUAUGACAUCGCUGCAGCCACAAUUCCUGCAGGGCCUCAUAUCGACGCUAUGUAACCUCAAACAGCCGGAGACUGACUUGUGCACCAACUUCAUAUACACUCUCGUCGGAGAAGAUUUUGAGCAGAACGAUUUGGAAAUGUUACCAAUAUACCUGUAUCGAGUACAGCCAGCGUCAUGGCGCGCGCUAGAACAUUAUGGGAAGAUCGCCAUUUCUGGUGUGUUCACCACAUUUAGUGGCGGCCUGUCUGGCCCAGUGAAGCCAUACAACUUGACUAAUGUAAAAGUUCCUGUUACUCUACUUUAUGGAGAGAAUGAUCAACUGACUGAGAAGUCUCAAAUAAUGAGGCUAGCAGACCAGCUGAAGUCCACAGGAGUCCUAGAAGAGGUCCGACCCGGCUGCUCCUGGCCCAAAUUCAAUCAUCUAGACUUUGUAUUUGCAAAGGAUGUGGGAAAAAUAUUUAACAAACCCCUAAUCAAACUCAUAGAUCAAUUGUACAAUAAAUAUUAUACUGCAUGAA